UGGUACCACCUUCUCUCCCUCCAGAAACAAUCCUGGUUGUCUUGGGAGGUUCCAUCGAAUGCUUGCUUUUCUCACUGACAGCAGGUGCUUUGUUGAAAUUGCCUUUUGCAAUGCACUCCCAAGGAUUCCGCGAGGCGCCUGCUUCCUCCACGGAGGCCUACUUGCCAAUUGCCAGCUACUUUUCCUUCUCCAGGGCAGAAAACACAGAAAGGCUCCAGUUGUCUAAAGGGAAACUGAGGAGUGACUCUUUACAUCUGAGAGGAAUCCAGCUAGAUGUUCCUCCCAAAAUCGAGGCUUUGAAUGCAUUCACCCACCCAGAAACUAUUCAGAAAUCCCAGAGGAAAAAGAAAAUACCGAUGAAGACACGCCAAACCCCAAAGAAUACUUUGGUCUUGGAACUGGAGGAAACUUUAGCUGUGUCUUCCUUGACAGCUCACUGGGAAGAUGCCUCCACAUUCACCGUGCAUUUCCAAGGCCGGCACUAUAAGGUUUCCGUGAAGUUGAGGCCCCACCUUGAAGAGUUCCUGGAAGAACUUGCCAGAAUCUAUGAGGUCUUCAUUUUCACAGCUGCCAAGCAGGACUAUGCUGACAAAAUCCUGAAGGCUUUUGGACCCCAGAGGAAGUUGAUCAGGCAUCAGCUUUAUCAAGAAGAUUGCUUGUGUAGCCAGGGCUGUUACAUAAAGGAUCUUUCUGUACUGGAGAGAGACCUGGCCAGGACGGUGGCUGUAGCAAAUUGCUUGGAAGCAUUUCCUUACCAGACUUCCAACGUGAUAUUGAUCCCAAAGUGGCUGGGAAGUCCGCGGGACAAGGAAUUGCUGCGCCUGAUUCCAGUGCUGAAACGUCUUAGCCAGGUGGAUAAUAUCUGCGCUGAAAUAGAGAGGAAACCUCAUGGGAAGCCAACAGAGGAGGCCUGAUAUUCUCUUCUGGCACAACUGCCCUCCGUUCCUGUACCAAGUUUGGUUUGAGUGCAAUCAAAAGCCCUCGAAGUAAAACAGGGUCUUGGAGAGAGAUCUUUGAGCCUGUGGUCUGGUGCAUUUUUUUGCUUUCAUUGACCUGAUUUUGGUGGGGAUGAUAAGACUGGGAAGUUCAGCAACUUCGUCCGAUUUGUCAUGAUCUUAGGGGAGGGGCAGGAAAGCAGGUCUUACAGAAUGUGGUUGCUUGGGGACUGGGAAGAAAUGGUGGUUCCAGCUUCAUUCUAGGAGGGGCGAUAAUAUGCAUUUCCCCCACCCCACCUCAUUUAAGUGACUUGCAUGUGUUUGUAGGGAAGAGGGCCUUCUUACAUAUAACCAGACUUAGUAUGGGGAAUCUUUUUUGCCCUUGGCUUGUCCAAAGGGCACCUUAAUGUGAAUUUCCGAUGUAAAAGACUGCAGAGAAUUUUUUUUGAACUAUAUCAUGUUCUUUUGUAAUUGCAAAAAUGAUUUUAAGCAAAAAAUAAAAUUUUAUUUUUGUGUCUCCUGCUUGCUUCCCAAAA
Heteronotia binoei (common prickly gecko) is the source of this 1471-nucleotide messenger RNA. Its product is annotated as CTD small phosphatase-like protein 2-B. The transcript has 10 exons. Gene Ontology annotation, molecular function: phosphoprotein phosphatase activity. Bases 111 to 914 code for a protein of 267 amino acids. NCBI's taxonomy places the organism in Eukaryota, Metazoa, Chordata, Lepidosauria, Squamata, Gekkonidae. The record is from RefSeq and is a predicted model, not a curated record.